This is a messenger RNA of Phymastichus coffea, 1330 nucleotides long. RefSeq names its product protein king tubby (gene ktub). NCBI's taxonomy places the organism in Eukaryota, Metazoa, Arthropoda, Insecta, Hymenoptera, Eulophidae. Gene Ontology annotation, cellular component: cilium. The transcript has 8 exons. The record is from RefSeq and is a predicted model, not a curated record. Gene Ontology annotation, biological process: protein localization to cilium. The coding region runs from base 100 to 1320 and encodes 406 amino acids.
UAAAGCGUAAACAAACUAGUUCGGUGCACGAGAAUCCAACGACGGUGCGGGUGACAUAAAAUCGUGUAUUCAAUUAUUGAGUGCAACGGCCUCGCGAAAAUGACUUCGUUAGAUUUGCGACAGCAGAAACUUGAGCAGCAGAGGCAACUGAUUGCUCAAAAAAUGAAACAGAAAAGACAAACAGGUGCAGGAGGAAUGAUACAAGCAUCUAAUGUAUCUAGUGCUCAACUGACUGGUCGCUCGUCAGCAUGGCAACAUGCAAUACACGGUUACGAUGGCCCUUUACAUUACGCUAUGUUUCCAGGUCAUCCAGAUACAAGUACACUGCCAGAAAAUAGGACCCUGGAGACUGAAUUAAGUAGAGAUCUUAGUGGUGAAGGUAUUUUUUACGAUGGAGCAGAUGAAGAAUCUUCGCCAAUAGAACUUCAAUCACCAACUGAAACUCUUGUGUGUGCAUCACCUCUUAGAGUUGCUCCAUCAGAUGGACCUUUGACGGUUAUCAACAGAGAAAAUUCUAGCCCAGAAUUAGAAGGAAACGUGGAAGGUAAUAUAGAGCAUUUUGUGUUACAACCAGCCAACAAAAAAAUGCAUUACAAAUGUAGAAUAACGAGAGAUCGAAAGGGAAUGGAUCGCGGUUUUUAUCCAACCUAUUUUCUUCACUUGGAGCGAGAUUACGGUAAAAAGGUAUUCCUACUCGCUGGACGUAAACGGAAGCGCAGUAAAACGAGUAACUACUUAAUUUCCACUGAUCCGACUGAUUUAUCACGUGGUGGCGAGGCCUAUGUAGGCAAACUAAGAUCAAAUCUCUUGGGAACUCAAUUUACUGUGUAUGAUAAUGGUUACUCGCAGCUUAAAGACGAUAAACGGGAAGAGCAAAGAUCUAAUCCAAGACAAGAGCUAGCUGCAGUAAUAUACGAUACAAAUGUUCUAGGUUUCAAGGGACCUCGAAAAAUGACUGUUAUCAUUCCUGGAAUGACUCCCGACCAAAGGAGAGUUGAAAUUUGUCCUCGGGACGAAUCUGAAACUUUAUUAGAAUGUUAUAAAUCAAAAAAUAUGGAUAAUCUCAUAGAAUUACAUAAUAAAACGCCAGUAUGGAAUGACGACACGCAAUCGUACGUCCUCAAUUUUCAUGGUCGCGUUACACAGGCCUCAGUAAAAAACUUUCAAGUAGUUCACGAUACAGACGUGGAUUACGUUGUAAUGCAGUUUGGCAGAGUGGCGGAAGAUGUUUUUACAAUGGAUUAUCGAUUCCCCUUGUGUGCACUCCAAGCGUUUGCCAUAGCACUUAGCAGUUUUGACAGUAAGCUGGCCUGUGAAUAAUGCAUUUCAA